Molecule: messenger RNA, 3865 nt
Organism: Oryctolagus cuniculus (rabbit)
Lineage: Eukaryota; Metazoa; Chordata; Mammalia; Lagomorpha; Leporidae
Source: RefSeq, a predicted model, not a curated record
GAAAUAGCUCUUCCAUCCACUGGUUGACUCCCCAAUGGCUGCCCAUACACUUGGGCCAUUUCCGCUGCUUUCACAGGCACAUUAACAGGGAACUGGAUUGGAAGUGGGGCAGCCAAAACUCAAACUGGGUCCAUAUGGGAUGCUGGCACUGUAGGCAGUGGCUUUACAUGCUACACCACAGCACCAGCCCCCAAAAUUGUCAUUUUCUUAUGUAUAUUUUCCAAAUGUUGUAGAGUAAAAACAUAUCACUUUGACAAUAAGAAAAAUAGCUUUUGAAAUAAGUGACCACAUUUGCAUAAUUGAAAGAAUAAAAAAAGUUUACUAAAUUUGUACUUGACGAUUUCAUAGGGGCAAUAACCAUGGCAUUGCUGGAAAACCUGGUGGCAGGAAAUGUAUACAUUGUCAAGAUCUGCAUCCAACGAGGUGGGAGAAGGACCCUUCUCAAAUUCUGUGGAGCUGGCAGUCCUUCCAAAGGAAACUUCUGAAUCAAAUCAGAGGCCCAAGCGUUUAGAUUCUGCUGAUGCCAAAGUUUAUUCAGGCUAUUACCACCUGGACCAGAAGUCAAUGACUGGCAUUGCUGUAGGUGUUGGCAUAGCCCUGACCUGCAUCCUCGUCUGUGUUCUCAUCUUGAUAUACCGAAGUAAAGCCAGAAAAUCAGCUGCUUCUAAGACGGCACAGAACAGACCCCAGCAGUUGCCUCGUACCAGUGCCUCUUCGGCAAGCAGAAGUGAAGUGGGAAAGAACCUGGAAAGAGCCGUUGAGAAUGAAGAGUCCUUAAUGCCAAUGAUGGCGCCCAGCAACUUCAUUGAUGCAAAGGGAGGAACUGACCUGAUAAUCAACAGCUAUGGUCCUAUAAUUAAAAGCAACUCUAAGAAAAAAUGGCUUUUUUUCCAAGACUCUAAGAAGAGGAAAGUUGAGCAGCCUGCAAGAAGAUUCACUCAAGCUGUCUGCUUUUAUCAGCCGGGCACUACUGUGCUCCUUGGUGAUGAAGACUCUCCCGGCUCCCCAGGCCAGACAGCCAGCUUCCCAAGACCCUUUGGUGCCGCAGUGGAUACUGAACAUUCAGCAAACAGUGAAGGGAGCCACGAGACUGGCGACUCUGGAAGAUUCUCCCAUGAGUCCAAUGAUGAGAUACACCUGUCCUCUGUCAUAAGCUCCACACCCCCAACGUCCAGUUCUCUCACUGGCAGUGAUUCUGGGGAGGACCCCACGACAAGGAAGUGUGAAGACCCUGCAGCGCCAGCCACUGCGGAGCAGACCCCUGCGUCUGUGCUGCGGCCCUCACCCACAAUGCGGUGCUUGGAGAAAGGUUUUCCCGUCUAGACAGCCAUGCUCAGGUGUCUUGCCUGUAAGUCUGUUCGAAGGACAAUGAACAGGGAGCCAAAGCCUUUUGUGAAAGCCUUCAUGUCUUAGUGGGUGUUUCAGCCUUUUUUGAAUGUGUUUUUUUUUUUUUUUUUUUUGAAACUCAUGUAUUUUGAAUGUUUCAUUGUCAGCAAUGUGAAAGGACAGUCAAAGUAUUUGACUGGAUUAUAAAAUAUAUCACUGGAGCAGAGGGAAGACUUCGAGAGCCCCUUUGCUGACUAUCUACCUCAGUUUGCCCGAAGGCAAACUCUGAAGAAAACUGUGUUACCUCAUUUGUUGUAGUUUAUGUCAGCUGCGUUACCAAUGAUACUUCCUAGUAGCCUUUUGUUUUCAUUGCUGUAUGUGUAAUAUGUGUGAUCAAAGGAGUCAUUUAGGUAGGUAAGAGUGUUUAUCUGAAGCUCUGAUUUUCAACAAAAACUGUAACCUCCACAAGGUUUGGGCAGUUUUACCCCCUUCUGUGAGGACUGGUAAACCACCAAAAAGAAAAGUUGGAUUAUUUAUUUUGAUGAUUGGCCAGAACAGUAAAAAAAAAAAGUAUCUCUCUUGAGAACAGAACCAUUCACAAGCAUCUAGGGAAUAAUAUUGCUUAAAGGCCUUUAUGUUUUGGGCAUUAGAAUCUGAGUGUUUUAUCUGCUGGAUCCCAAACCUCAGCCUCCCUCGCGCCGUGCCUUUUUUACCACCUCUUUGCCUGACAGUUGGCCAAAGGCUGUACUGCCAGCUUGCAAAGCAUCCUCAGCUUUUCCAAUAUUAGUUACAAAGCCCCAUGCAGAAAGUGGAUUUUUAUUGUUAAAGAGAAUGGGUUAGGGAUUUCUUUUUUGUAAUCCCAGUUUGGUUUAAAGGAUUGAAGAAAUUUCAUAUUAACAAUGAAGAUAAAUGUGACAGUGAACCCGAGGUUAUUGUGAUAACAGUGCCUUCUAGAAUAUAUUACGAAAUGUUUUGCCUUAUACCUUUUUGAUAUUCAUGAGGUUGUUUAGGACAGAAGUAUAAAAAGUUGCCUUAAUAGUUUCUAGAACUUACUCAGUAACUAUUUUGAUACUUAGUAUCUUACCGUAAAAGUUUUUUUUAAUGAAGUUUUUGUUUAGGGAUAAAUAUUCAGCAUUUUGCCACCCUGCUUGGUACUCUUCAUGUAAUCUUCCUUCAGUGUCAGUGCUGUGAAUGAGGAAACUAACUCUGCAGAGUCAGUCAGUCCUCUUGCUGGGUUUGAAGUCAGCAAAUAGUUCACUCAGCCACAUGGAAUAGGCCUUUCUCAGUCAUGUGACAGUGACCUAGGUGCCUAGCAGCAGGGGAGAAUAAGGAACUAGAUGCGUUCUAGAGAGGAUCCACUUAUCCUAUUAAAAAUAUGCUUUCAAGUUUUCUGGAUAUGACUCUUGAGUCUCCCUUUAAAAGUAAUCUUCAUGGGUUUCCCUUUGAGACCGUUUGCUUGUAGAGGGGGCAGGGUCAUAUGAAAUGAAGGGGCUCAAGAAGCAAAAGAAUUGUACUGGAUUACAGGCCUGGUGUCACUCCUAGACAGCGAGGGAUGCUGUAACAGGAACAUUUUUUUUCCCUUUAAUCUAUAGUUUGUGCCAAACUGAGUGUUUUAGAAGCAGGCCGACAUAAAGUGGCAGUAACCUCUUCCAGACUCAAUUCAAAGCCCCCCCUAAGUGUGGGCUUCAUGGCAAAACAGGCAACACAGCAAAAGCAGAGCUUUAGGUGAGCAGUCUGAGGCGGGGAAGAUGCCGCCCCUGCCUUUCUAGCUCCUGUUUAUACUACCUCCUUUGAAAGUAUUCUAGUGUUAUUUUUUUCCUGUACUCAGGGAACAUUUUAUUACUUUUGAGCUGCCUCAUGGAAGCAUGGGCAGAUUGACAGGGUAUGGCGUUGUGCGGUUCCUAAGUAGAAGUAUGUGGGGCCGACUUUUAUCAUUGUCUAUAAGUCAGGAGUACAAUGAGAUCAUUUUGUUGUUUAAACUUUCAUUAAAAGGCAAACGAGAUCUAUAACUGAAACAUGCAUCAUAGUUAUGGAAGAUGUGUUUUGGACUGUGUGAAUUUGAAUAGUCUUAUUAAUUGCCUGAAAAGAUGAUCUGAAGUCCUUGAGAAAAUAUUUUGUUUGUGUGGCUUCUGAUGGAUAGGCCCAUAGUUAUUAUAGAUCUUUAGGUUAUAACUGUUGGCUAAUUAUUUACCAGUACAUUUUUACCUCUUCAUUUUGUUCUUAUACACUUUUUCAUAAUAAUCCUGUUACCAAAGACUUUUCAGUAGAAAGUAAAAUGAUUAUAAUUCCCCCCAAAUUGAAUUAACUAGAAACAUCUAUAGAUACGAAGUUUAUCCAAGUAGUUACUAACCCAGAAUGAUAGGAUUUAUAUUGAUUGUUGUAGUUAAAUAGUCUAGUGAUUUUGACUACCUUAUUUGUUACCAGAGCAUUCGAAAUAAGUUAUAAUACUUCCUUUACCAGAAAAUAGUUCCAGAGGAUUUUAUAUUUCAGGUAUGAUUUUUUUCUUCAACAAGUAGAUCUUCAACUCUACAGUAUUAAA